AUGACCACUAUAUCCCGUCUUUUGGUGGACUCGAUCUUCGAAUCUCGCCACCAAACACUUUCACUCGAAAUGGAAGUAAGCUCAACCAUUAUGAAAGAAGCGAUUCCUCGAAACGCAACAUUUCUUCGCAAAUGCUAUCACAACGGUGGAAAAGUUGGUCAAGCGAUUGACUUCAUUAGUCUCUUUGACACAUUGCAGCUGGAUGCUGAGAAUCUUGCUGUCGACUACAAUGCCGGCGAUAGGUUUGAGAAUGUACCAAGUCCACUGUCUGAUGCUGGCAAUCAUGACAACUACUAUGCCAGACGACUUCGGACUAGGCGUGUUCUACUAAGUUGCCCUGACAACAAGGCCAAACAACCAGAAGAGAAACCCUCGUGUCCCCAGCCAGUCGCCGGCCCAGGCCAGCAGCCCAUCGCUCCGCUGCGGCUGCAUCUGGCCCCGAAUAGUUUGGUGUCCGAGGACUGUAUGUACCUCAACAUUUGGGUUCCGGGCGACAUUAGG
Protopolystoma xenopodis is the source of this 501-nucleotide messenger RNA. The record is from the annotation of a GenBank genome assembly. NCBI's taxonomy places the organism in Eukaryota, Metazoa, Platyhelminthes, Monogenea, Polystomatidea, Polystomatidae.